Molecule: messenger RNA, 453 nt
Organism: Peronospora farinosa
Lineage: Eukaryota; Oomycota; Peronosporomycetes; Peronosporales; Peronosporaceae
Source: the annotation of a GenBank genome assembly
AUGGUGUCUGAGAGUGUUAAGGUGUAUGUGGCGUGCACUUCGGUGCUCUAUCUCAAGUUCUUAAUGGCCACUUUGAUCCAAGGCAUGAAAAAGUAUUCCGUUGGUGGACGUCCUCCUGAAGAUAUGAAGAUCUCGACAGCUAAAGUCAAGCAAACCUUUGGCUUUGACAAGACUAAAGACGUCAAGACCCUCGAGUCUUCCAAGCGCUGGGGAGGUAUUGUUAUGAACGAUCUCGAGUCCAUUCCUUUUGGUCUCUUAAUCUUUGGUGCAGGCAUUAUGGUUGGAGCUAAUUCUAUCAUUCAUUAUCGUGCAAUGAUCGCGUUUACGACCGUGCGUUGUUUACAUACGUAUGCUUAUGCGAAUGCGAUGCAGCCAAUGCGUGGGUUGUGUUAUGGCGUGGGGGUGAUGGCUACACUGAUUGGGCUGGGCAAUGCUCUUAGCGCAAUUUUCUAA